CCGUCCAUCCGGCCAGCGAGCUAGGGAGGAAGGAAGAAAUUUCUACGAGGUUUAUGCGCGUGCUCGUUUCCAUGAACGAGAAGGCAGUUGCUCCCACAACCGUAAAGGACCUUUUCAAACGCACCGUUUCCCUCCUCCCCCACUCGCGGCGGCCACGUUUUCCUCAGGGCGCGCCCUCCUCGCGCCAAGGCUAGCCCCCUCCCGUUCUCCACGAACCUCUCGUUCUCGUACCUCGCCUGGCCUAUAUAAAACCGUCUCUGCAACCCACCACGAAAACCAUCGAGCAGUCGACAUCGAUCGCCGCGAAGCCUUCCUCUCGUCCGACUCCCUUCCCGUCCCGCGCCUGGCCUCUUCGUGAACCGAUGGCAACGAUGUCGACGGACAACCUCACCCGCCGCUUCGCCGUCGCGUGCGGCGUGCUCAGCCAGUAUGUCAGGACCAACGAGCGGCCGCCGCCGUCCUUCGUGCAGCUGGGAGCUGCCCAAGAAGGCAACGCCAACGCGCAGCAGCUGACCAUCUUCUACGGCGGGAGGGUGCUGGUGCUCGACGCCUGCCCGCCGGAGAAGGCGGCCGAGCUGAUCCGGCUCGCCGCGGCCGCGCAGGUGGGAGCGCUGGAGCCGGCGCUGGUGGACAUGCCGAUCGCCAGGAAGGCGUCGCUGAGGCGCUUCCUCGCCAAGCGCAAGGACAGGGCCACCGAAGCGGCCGGGGCGCCGUACAACCGUAAGGAUGGGGAGCCGGAGCCGGAGCCGGCGGCGAAGAAGGGCAAGCGCGAGGAGGAUUCCUCUUGGCUCGCGCUAGGCAGCCUGGGAGACAUGCACGCUCGUUGAUCGCCGGCUCCGCCGUCCGUCGCGCUGUGAGUUGAAGAGUUGACCAUCUCCAUCUGGUGUACGUAUACGUGGUUGAUACCGACCCGGUCAGUGGAGACGUUGUAUUCGUUUACCUUAGUAAUUUUUUUACGUACGGUUGCGUUAUUAACAACUACCAGUAGUGCCGAUUAAUCAAAUGAGCUAAUUUUUUUCGAAAGACCCAGAAUAUUGCCAGCUUAUGUAUUAAUAAAAAGAGGAGCAAUUUCUUUCGUUUACUA
Molecule: messenger RNA, 1084 nt
Organism: Phragmites australis (common reed)
Lineage: Eukaryota; Viridiplantae; Streptophyta; Magnoliopsida; Poales; Poaceae
Product: protein TIFY 11a-like
Exons: 1
Coding region: 363-827 (154 amino acids)
Biological process (GO): response to wounding; regulation of defense response; regulation of jasmonic acid mediated signaling pathway
Cellular component (GO): nucleus
Source: RefSeq, a predicted model, not a curated record